This is a messenger RNA of Benincasa hispida (wax gourd), 1174 nucleotides long. RefSeq names its product LIM domain-containing protein WLIM2b. Lineage: Eukaryota; Viridiplantae; Streptophyta; Magnoliopsida; Cucurbitales; Cucurbitaceae. The record is from RefSeq and is a predicted model, not a curated record.
UUCUUAAUGCGUUGUAAUCAGAUACAUUAAUCAAUAAAAUCUUUCUUUAAUUUUUUUUUUCUUUAUUAUUAUCCCAAAUUCGAACAUAAAACUCCCACUACGCUGCGCCAAAAGGGGGUCCAAUCCAAUCCCUUUUCUUGUUUUUCUCUUCUUCCCUCGAUUUUUCUUCCUUUUUCCCCUCGACCCUUUUCCCCAUCUCGAAUUUCUCUCACGAUUUUGCUUCUGGGUUCUUUGUUUUGGCACUUUUGGUUUACAGAUCCACCGUUUUUCCAAGUUCUAAUCUCAGAGAAGGGAAGUUAGGUUUGAGAGUUGGGGAUUGCUUGUCAUCUUGGUUGGUUGGGUGAAAAAGGCUCAGAUCUAAAUCCAAGGGCUUAGCUAUGUCUUUCACUGGCACACAACAAAAGUGCAAGGCCUGUGAGAAGACUGUCUACCCUGUGGAGCAGCUCUCUGCUGAUGGAAUUUCCUACCAUAAGUCUUGCUUCAAAUGCAGCCACUGCAAAGGGACUCUAAAGCUGAGCAAUUAUUCUUCAAUGGAAGGUGUUCUGUACUGUAAGCCUCAUUUUGAGCAGCUCUUCAAAGAGACUGGCAACUUCAACAAGAACUUCCAAUCACCUGCCAAGUCAGCUGAGAAGUUGACUCCAGAGCUGACUAGGUCACCUAGCAAAGCUGCUGGCAUGUUUUCUGGUACUCAAGACAAAUGUGCUACCUGUGGCAAAACUGUCUAUCCAUUAGAGAAGGUAACGGUUGAAAGCCAAUCCUAUCACAAAUCCUGUUUUAAGUGCUCUCAUGGUGGGUGUGCUAUAUCCCCAUCAAAUUAUGCAGCAUUAGAAGGUAUUCUAUAUUGCAAACACCACUUCUCUCAGCUUUUCAAGGAAAAGGGAAGCUACAACCACCUGAUCAAGUCUGCAUCAAUGAAGCGCUCCGCUGCCCCUGUUCCUGAAGCUUAAAGUUCCAAUUCUCGUAUCAUCAUUCACGGUUUCGGACCUAACUCUCUAUUUACAUUGAAUGUGUUUAACUUAAAAUUUUAUGUUUUUGAGAUGGAAAAAAGGGUAAAGGAAAAAUAUAUAUGUUUACCAUCAAUUCAGCUCGUGUGUUUAUUUGGGCAAACUGUUGAAUUUGAUCGAUAUUUGAGGUGCAAACCUUCUAUAUGGUUUCCGGAAUUUGCAUAUCUGCA